AUGUCAAAAGGCGAUGCUGUUGCAAUGGAUGAGGUGGUGCUUGAAAUAGAAACAGACAAGACCGCACUACCAGUAAUGGCACCUGGCCACGGAAAAAUUAUCAAGAUGCUUGUAAAGGAAGGGGAGUCGGUUAAAUCACAACAGCCGCUGUUUCAGCUCGCAGCCCAAAAACUAGCAGACCCAACGAAAACUAUAUCAGGUUCGCGAACAGAGUUCUCGAUCGGAAUGAACAGGAUGCGCAAGCGCAUUGCAGAGAGGCUGAAGGAGGCGCAGAACACCACAGCGAUGUUGACGACGUAUAAUGAGUGUGAUAUGAGCCGUCUCAUGGAGUUUCGGAAGUCAAAUUUGGAGGCCUUCACGAAGAAGUUCGGCGUGAAACUGUCCUUCAUGUCGCCGUUUCUCAAGGCCGCCGCCAACGCUUUAGAAGACCAACCAGUGGUCAACGCAGUGAUUGUGGAUGACAAAAUUGUAUACAGGGACUACGUAGAUAUUUCAGUGGCGAUUGCUACACCGAAAGGACUUGUAGUGCCGGUAAUGAGAAACGUUGAAUCUAUGGAUUAUUCACGUAUAGAGCUUACCUUGAACGCCUUAGCUGAGAGGGCUCGAAAUGGUAAACUUAAAACGAGCGAUAUGCAAGGCGGUACUUUCACCAUCAGUAACGGCGGCGUUUUUGGCUCGUUGCUAUCAAUGCCGAUCAUCAAUCUGCCACAGUCCGCCAUUUUAGGAAUGCACGCUAUUGUGCAAAGGCCUGUCGCUAUUAAUGGAGAAGUAAAAAUAAGACCGAUGAUGUAUUUGGCCUUAACCUAUGAUCACAGAUUGAUUGACGGCCGUGAAGCAGUAUUGUUCCUGCGCAAAAUCAAGUCCGGCGUUGAAGACCCCACAUCAAUUCUUGCCGGAAUUUAA
Parnassius apollo (apollo) is the source of this 903-nucleotide messenger RNA. The record is from the annotation of a GenBank genome assembly. NCBI's taxonomy places the organism in Eukaryota, Metazoa, Arthropoda, Insecta, Lepidoptera, Papilionidae.